This is a messenger RNA of Aphanomyces invadans, 1817 nucleotides long. Its product is annotated as CAMKK protein kinase. Lineage: Eukaryota; Oomycota; Saprolegniomycetes; Saprolegniales; Verrucalvaceae. The transcript is spliced from 8 exons. Gene Ontology annotation, molecular function: ATP binding; protein serine/threonine kinase activity. The coding region runs from base 146 to 1639 and encodes 497 amino acids. The record is from RefSeq and is a predicted model, not a curated record. Gene Ontology annotation, cellular component: cytoplasm. Gene Ontology annotation, biological process: protein phosphorylation; intracellular signal transduction.
GCGACGUCAACUCGGUCGACGCUGUCGCGAACAUGACCGGCACAUGGAAGUCUUGCACAACGGAGGAGAGCGAUGCAGGGCUCGCGCGGCGGGUCAUCCAACGGGCGUUUGAAUCCUAUGCAUAGACGCCCCAACCUUCAGAGAAAUGUGUGAUGCGAAACGGUGGACGGCACGCCCCACACCAUGCCUCAAAAGUAACGGCUGGUCUAACGAGAAGAAACGUGGGUGGGUGUUUAUGGAGGAAGCAGCAGCGCACCCGCUUCCGCCCCCCGCGACGCCGUCGCCACCGGCGUCUCCCACACGAAAGCUCAGUUUGACGGACAGGCCGAAGCUGGCCCGGACCCCAUCGAACACGGUUCAAGUCGUCGAAACCGACGUCGCUGCAGUGAAAGUCGACGACACCGGAGCUCCACACCGCGUGAAUGAUUACCUUGUUGUGAAGUUGUUGGGCGAAGGUGCGUUUGCCAAGGUGUACCUGGUUGAGCGCACCAAAGACGACAGUACCAAGCAAUACGCCAUGAAAGUGUUCAACAAGUCGUUUUUGAAGCGGAAGCGAGAAUUCAAAAAGGUUGACGGGAAAAUGGUCCAAACGUCUGCGUUCCAGAAAGUGCAAAAGGAGGUGGCCAUCAUGAAAAAGCUGUGCCACCCACACUUGACCAAGCUUUAUGAGGUCAUUGACUCUCCCGACGACGACAAAAUGUUCUUGAUCCUGGAGCUGCUCUCCGGCGGCCAAAUCAUGGAGUACAACGCCACGUCGCUGCGGUACACUUACCCGGAGGAAGGAAUGGCUUCGUCGGCGCGCCUUCUGAUGGUCCAAAACUGCACCCUCGACAUUGCGCUUGCUCUCGAGUACCUGCAUGCCAAUCACAUUUGCCAUCGCGACAUCAAGCCCGAGAACGUCCUCGUGACAGACACGGGGUUUUACAAGCUCGGGGACUUUGGAGUCGCGUACAUGUUUACCGAAGACGACGCCAGCAACGCCCUCCAGCUCAAAUCGACGGAAGGCACGUAUCACUUCCUCGCCCCCGAGUGUACGACAGGCGAGCCGUACGACCCGUUCAAAGUCGAUAUUUGGGCGCUGGGGGUCACCUUAUACGCCAUGCUGUUUGGCACGGUGCCGUUUGGCGCGCAUGCGGACUCAGUGCCAGGAAUCCUCGCCUCCAUUCGCGACGACCCGCUCGUGAUUCCCGACGAAAGCAUCCCGUCGGACCUGCAAGCGCUCGUGCUGGCCAUGUUGGAUAAGAGUCCAUGGACCCGCAUCUCGAUUGGCGACAUUUUGCACCACCCAUGGCUCGUCGAGCACUCGUUGCUCAAGCGCCCGUCGCUGACGCAACUGGUCGAAGUCACGGUCGAGGACAUCGACCUCGCAUUCACGCCCAUCAACAAUUUCAUCUUGAUGACGAAGCUCAAGAUGAAGAUGCAUGGCCGCCUCUCGCAUGCGCGCAUCGCGUUGUCCAAGAAAUUGUCGACGGGAGGUCCGAAUUCACCGCCGCCGUCACCGCCCAGAUCGCCGUCGCGUUCGGGCUUCGACGAUCUGUGCCUCGUCAAAAGUCAAGAGGACGAUGUGCACGCUGUACAAGAGCCAGAGCCCACCGAACACUCGGGGGAAUCCGCCAGUGAAGCGUGCGCCCUCAUGUAGAAAAGCAAGACGUCCACCGUACCUCACGUGGCAUCCCCAACGCGUCGGCCAUACUCUAACACUACUCACUUGCCGUUGGGCAGAUUCUUCAUCACCCCACGAACGGUUCCAUCCCAGACUUGCGUGCCAAGGAUUGCUGCUUACCCUUAUGACAUGAAAGCGUCGAUGCGUCCUGUCG